CCUGCAACCAGCAGGGAUUCAGUUCAAAUGGGCGGCGUUUCACGCGCUAAAGAUCUAACGCAGCGGGUGAAGUCCUGUUUUUUCCUGUCGGUCGGUGCGAUGCAAACUUGAGUACCAUGACUGUUUUGAUGUGUUAUUAUAAUUGCAUGUCAUGGUGGCUGUAUCCGGAGCAGUGAGGAUCGCCUUUUGGUGACUACCCGGCCUGCCGUCCUGAGCGCUGUCUGCAGCGUGUCGAUGCCUUGGCUGAGAUGAGUGUGAAGGCUUUUGAGCUUGUCCCUGCUGUGGAGCGAGACCACCUCAUGGGCGACAAAGCUCGCAUCAACAUCGAGUGCAUUGAAUGCUGUGGAAAACAUUUGUAUGUGGGCACCAAUGACUGCUUUAUCCACCACUUUCUGCUGGAUGAGGUCACUUCAUCCAAAGGGAAGCUGAGUUACUCAGCUCAGAAGCUGCUACACAAAUACCUUGGCCUCAAGAAACCAGUUGCUGAGCUGCGAGCUGCUUCUGCUUUGGAGCGUCUGAUAGUGCUUUGUGAUGGAAUAGUGUUUCUUGUUGACAUGGUGACGCUGGAGACUGUGCCCUUGGCGGCAGGGGGUGGAGUCAAGAUCAGAGGCGUGACUGCGUUCUGCGUGAAUGAGAACCCUGUGAACGGGGAUCCGUUUUGUGUGGAAAUUGGGGUACUUUCUUCCAAGAGGCGGACAGUUCAGGUUUACAUGGUAUACGAGGACAGAGUGCAGCUGGUCAAAGAAGUGAACACUCUAGAGCAGCCCUGUGCUGUCAGUCUUGAUGGCUACUUCCUGUGCCUCGCCCUCACUACACAGUACAUGAUCCUGAACUACAACACAGGAAGCUCACAAGACCUUUUCCCUUACAAUAAUGAGGAGAGGAGACCCAUUGUCAAGAGGAUCAGCAGGGAGGAGUUCCUCCUUGCAGCACCAGGUGGUCUGGGAAUGUUUGCCAAUGCGGAGGGAGUAUCCCAGCGGGCUCCGGUCAACUGGUCAGAGAGCGUGAUUGCUGCUGCUGUGUCUUUUCCAUAUGUUGUGGCUUUGGAUGAGAACUUCAUCACCAUCCACAGCAUGUUGGACCAACAACUAAAACAGACGCUUUCAUUUAGGGAUGGACACAUUUUGCAAGACUUCGAAGGGAAAGUCAUGCUAGCUUCCACUAAGGCUGUGUACGUCCUUGUACCGCUGCCACUGGAGAGACAGAUUCAAGACUUGCUGGCCAGUCGCAGAGUGGAGGAGGCCCUCAUCCUCACAGAGGGAGCACAGAGAAAUAUUCCCAAAGACAAAUUCCAGAUUUUGCACAAAAGGAUCCUCCAGCAGGCCGGUUUCAUACAGUUUGGACAGCUUCAGUUUCUGGAAGCUAAAGAACACUUCAGGAAGGGUCAGCUGGAUGUGCGGGAGCUGAUAUCUCUCUACCCACUACUGCUACCAGCUUCCUCCUCGUUCACGCGCUGCCACCCUCCUCUCCACGAGUUUGCAGAUCUCAACCAUUUGGCACAGGGGGAUCAGGAAAAAGUGCUACGAUGCAAAAAAUUCCUUAUCAGUUAUUUGGGAGAGGUACGGAGCACAGAGGUGGUGAAUGGCUGCAGAGAGGAUGUGGACACGGCACUGUUAAAGCUCUAUGCUGAACAGGAUCAUGAGAGCCUUUUAGACCUCCUCGCUUCAGAGAAUGCCUGUGUGUUAGCAGACAGCGUCCCGUGGCUGGAGAAAUAUCACAAAUAUUUUGCACUUGGGCUGCUGUACCAUUACAACGCGCAGGAUUCGGCAGCACUUCAGUUGUGGAUCCGUGUGGCGGAUGGGGAUCUGCGGGACUCGACACGAUCUGACCUUUUCGAGUACAUUGUAGACUUUCUGUGUUCCUCCUCCAGUCUGGACCUCGUGUGGAAGUAUGCAGACUGGGCCUUGCGGAAGGAUCCCACCAUAGGUGUCCACAUCUUUACAAAGAGGCCCUCCAGUAUAGAUCGGUCAGAGCUGAACCCAAAUGAUGUCAUCACAUACCUGGGAAAACAUAACCAGGCACUGCUUCUCUACUUGGAACACCUUGUGCUGGAGAAGAAAAUGCAGAAGGAGAAGUUCCACACACACCUGGCUGUGUUGUACCUGGAGAGGGUCUUGUCAUUGCUGUCGAAGUCACCAACAGAUGGGGAGAAGCUGACCAAAGCCAGAGAAAGGCUACAAGCCUUGCUCAGGGAGUCCACCUUAUACCGUGCACAGUUUCUUUUAGGUAAAAUGGAAAACUGUGACCAGCUGCUGCUUGAGCGUGCAACACUACACGGAAAGUUGGAGGAACAUGACAAAGCACUGCACAUACUGGUGCACAAGCUCAGAGACUUCCCGUCCGCUGAGGCCUUCUGCGUAUGGGCGUCCUCCAGUCGAGAUUCUGCUUAUCGACAGCAGCUCUUUCACCUGCUCUUGGGGGUGUAUCUUGAUGGAAACCCUCCAGGAAAAGCUCACACAGCGGCAGCAGACGACGGCAGCAGCUGUGAGCUGGAAAUGGCGGCUGUGGAUCUCUUAAAUCGACACGGCGAGGUGUUUGAUGCUGUCCGCGUCCUACGAAUGCUCCCUGAAGGCUGGUCGUUACAGCUGCUGCGGCCGUUUCUGAAUCGUGCCAUCAGAGCCAGCAUGCACGCCAACCGCACCUCCCAGAUCACUCUGGGGCUCGCACACUCUGAAAACGUUCAGAUGCUGCAUGACAGGUUGAAAGAGCGUAAGAAGCCCAUCUUUGUGUCAGAAAAGAAGGGAUGCCACCUGUGCCACAACACCUUCAGUGAUCCGGCCGUGGUGUGUCUGCCGGGAGGAGUGCCUGUCCACACUCACUGUGUCGCACAGAGAGUUAGAGACUCUCCCACAAAGAGACAGUUGACUAAUAGCAGUAACCAUACGUGAAACGAGACCUUUCAUACUAUUUUCUGAUCUGUGACCAGAGGCAUCAAGCCACAAGAGGACGCUGUCGACUGUGGGGAGAACGAGAAGCACAGGACAUCUUUUUUUUUUUUUUUUUUUUUUUUUUUUCUCCACAGCUGGAUCUGCUGUGGAGUUACGAGACUCAAAGAAAGCUGGUCUCGAUGAAUGUGUCUGAGAGAGAAACGGAUUAUUUCAGCUAUUUAUUCAUGUGCUGCAAUUAUGUCACAUUUUCAGACUUGAAGUUUUGAGCUCAGUUGAGUUUUGUGCCCGUCCUGUCUUUGCUCUCAUGGUUGUAAACCUAAAUCUGAGACACUGUUUUAACUACAGAACAAACAAUGUCUGAAUCUUGUUACAAUUAUUUCUGAAGCAUGAAAUAAUACUAAAUCUCCUACGGUUCUGCUCUGAUCAACUCAUUGUAUCCAUACUGUCCUAAAAUGCACAUCGCAGUGUUAGGGUUUCAUUUGAAAUAUGACAGAUUUAUCCGUGCUGAUUCUGUGUGUCUUUUACACUCUUCUGAUCUGGUCUCAUUGCAGCUGCUUUGUCCCUUCAGCCAUAAGUUCAGUAUUUGUAUGUCAGUUGCUGACUUACAAGCAACAUUUUUAUCAAAAUCCAUUAGAUUUAGAAUGUUUUCAGAGUUGGAAACUUAUCGCCUUUAUCAUGUAUGAAUCUAUGUCUUGCUGAUUUAUAUGUAAAUGCAGUUUAAGGGAUGCAGCUCAGACCAGUUAAUUAAAUCAUCUUUAUAUUAUCUGUAAAUGUCUUGGGGAAACAUGACAGAAAACAAACCUUGCACAUUUCAUCUGGCCUUUGAGGCUUUUUCAACUUCUAUUUUCAGCUGCUGUUUGUUUUGGGGGUUUUUUUGUGGCCAGAGUACGUACAGUACAGUUCGGUGACAAAACGGUAUACAACACAACUGAAAGCACCCCUAUGGAAAAUGAGUAAAAUUGAAAAACACAGUUUAAUGUUGAAAUAAUUACAUAAGUCUUGAGUUGAGUUUAGGGAUAUUUGAGUUUUAUAAUUGCUGAUGGAAUCCAGUGAUCUGAAACUCUAAACUUCAAUGCAACAAGUGUUUUACCUUCAAGUAAGACCUGUUAACAAUAUUCAAAGUCUUGUUCUAAUUCUAUCUGAUGGCUUUAUGUUUUUAGGAACAAUUUUAACAAUUAAGAAAGCAGAUUUUGAGAUUAUAAAAGAGCACCAGUAGUUCCUAGACAGUUGGUGAAACAGCCCAAGCAGUGUAAUGAUGCUCAAAAGGAGCCUUACCAAUAACUGAAUAUAUUUUGGCUGUCAGCAGAAAUGGACACUCAAGAUGCUUACCUGCAUCUGACUUGGCUUAGAAGCUCUCAUCUGAGGAAAGAAAGCAGUUUCAGCAACUUGAUGUUUAUCAAAGCCAUAAAAAUAAGCCUGAUGAAAACUGGCAGCACAUUAGUUAAACUUAGAACGAUGGAAGCUUGGUUUUAGGAGUCAGCAGCACGACUGCAAAAUCUGUAUAACAGAAAGCCUGUUGGUGGAACUAUUGAUGCAAAAUUAAUUCUAAAUAAACUGCCACUACAAAUCCAUGCAUGUGAAGUUCCCAACAUGACACUCAUCCCCAAAAAAGCUGCAUCCAUCACACAUGAGAUAAGGCAGGAAAAAAAUCCUACUACAACCGAGCUUUAACAUCGUUUUAAAGGGAAAGGUUAAGAAACCAAGUCUGUCUCCGCAUCAUCCAUGUCCCGGAAGAUAAAACUGUCAUUCAAGACAUGCAAAUAUAUAUAUAUAUAUAUAUUUAUAGUUUUUGUCAUUUAAAAUUUGGGAAUGUGAGACUUUAAUACUAGGGGAAGGGCAUGAAAAGAUCAAACAAAAAUCCUCUUGUUUCCCCCCAAACAGAUAUUCUCAUAUAAAUUUGACAAAUAUUCAGUGAGACUAAUAUAACUCAAGUUUUUUUGUCUGUGUGAGCCAGUAAUUUUUUACAGCUUUUAAGUGUGUUGGGGAACUGUAAGAAAGUCUUUGACCACAAGAUGGCAGUAAUGUGUAACAUGUUUCAAUCUAAUUGAACAACAAAUUUAUGGAGAUAAGUUCAUGUCUUUGUUCAGUUUACUUAUUGCAAUGAAAAUGUAUUUUAACGGGAGUCCUGCACACCUCAGACUUGUUUCAUUUUGUGUUCAUAUAUACAAUGAUUUAUAAUGGUCAUUUGAACUCUGACAUUACAAUAUUUAACAUUACAAUGUUUAAUUAUAAUGAAUAAAUAGAAACUUGUAGUUCAUUCUGAUGCAUCUGCAAUGAGACUGAGGGGCUCAUUGACAUAUUUUUCUGAUGGAAACAACAGAAGACAGUAGAGCAUCAUGCAACCCUGAACCUAGCCUCUAAACCUUUUUUUCUUUCGAUGUUUGACAAUUUCAGAAAAGAAAACCUUUCAUCAUCCACAACUUUGAUGGCCCUACAACAUGCAAUAUGGCUUAAUACAUCUUAGCUUUCAUAACUGCCUCCUCUGGAGUGCUGGAGUUAUGGCUUUAACCUUUUAAUCAUGACACCUGUCUCAAAAAUGGAAAGAAAUGGAGGUCAGCUGUUUUCUAUUAUAAAGAAGCCCUGAAAUUCUUUAUAGGCUUGUCAUCACAGAGCACUGCCUCGUCCUUUAGUGCUUUCUAAAUGUUGUGUAUGUGUCACAAAACAAAGUGCAGCUUUAACUUCAUAAAUAUUCCCCUUAGACAGACAGAAUAUAUUUAUGUUGCUAAACUGCAUGCUCAGUCUUACACAAGCACAUGAUACUAAAUAUCUGUCUGAGAUGAUAGUUUGUGAAAAGAUUCUGGCUGUGAGGAGUUAUUUGUCUUUGAAAAACACGGCAACUAGUGCAUUAUGGAAACAAAUGGCAGCAAACUGAUAAAAACUAUUAACAGGAUUGUUUUGACCUGCUGUGGACUGUAUACCCUUACCAGUAAAGCCACUAAAUGCUGUUUUUAUGAGCAACCAAACUUGUAUUUGUGUUGUCAGAUUGCACCACAGCAGCUUUUCUUUAUUUUUUUUUAUUAAUUCUCAGAAGACAAGAUGAUUAAAAAAAAAAAAAAAAUCAGAUCACUGCUUGUUUUUUUGGUGGUUGUGUUAUUGAAGCUGGUUAAGUGCAAUGCAUUUUUUGUAACUUUGUGCAAACAUAAUAUUUUUCCAACAUGGACACUUGAUUGUUGCGUGUUUGAAUGACACCCUCAAGGCCAAAUGUCACGGCUUAUUCACAUCAUCUUACCGUCUGAAAAGUGUAAUUGCAGUUUGUUCAAAAGGCUUCUUCAUCAUAAUAAAUAAUCAUAAAAAAGACAAAAUUGUAUAAAAACUGCUAUUGUAUUUUAUAAAUAUAUGUAAAGUGGUAUGUACAUACUGCAUUUGUACCUAUUUGUUGCUUUCUAAAUAGAUGCCAAUAUAAAUCAAGGGUAAAACUGUAAAACCAUCUCAUUUUAAUAAAAAUGAAGAUGAACAUC
This is a messenger RNA of Melanotaenia boesemani (Boeseman's rainbowfish), 6346 nucleotides long. RefSeq names its product transforming growth factor, beta receptor associated protein 1 (gene tgfbrap1). The record is from RefSeq and is a predicted model, not a curated record. The transcript is spliced from 13 exons. Gene Ontology annotation, biological process: endosomal vesicle fusion; vesicle-mediated transport; autophagy. NCBI's taxonomy places the organism in Eukaryota, Metazoa, Chordata, Actinopteri, Atheriniformes, Melanotaeniidae. Gene Ontology annotation, cellular component: cytoplasm; membrane. Bases 249 to 2888 code for a protein of 879 amino acids.